Messenger RNA from Symbiodinium sp. CCMP2592, 14700 nucleotides. The record is from the annotation of a GenBank genome assembly. Lineage: Eukaryota; Dinophyceae; Suessiales; Symbiodiniaceae.
AUGACGCCGCUGGCCUUGGUUCUGGCAGCUUUGGCAGUCGUCCAGAGCCGGGCUGGAGGACAUGCAGGACACGAGCACUUGGCCGUCGUCCGGGUCUUCUCGACGGAGGAAGAACUGCAGCUACUGAUGGACAGUGUCCCGAAGUGGGAUAUGGCCGGUGCAAUUCCGUGCACCAACAAAUCGAACAUGAGUGAGAUCGACCUCAUCUUGGUGUACAGCAAGGACCUGGAAACCGACGCUGAAGCCAAAAGCAUGGUGGGUAUGAUUGAGGAUGAUUUCCACAAUGAAUCCUUCGGCUGGAUGAGCUGCUUUUCCAACAUCAAGAACAUGUCGGCCAAGUUGAACCCGGAGCAAGACGUCUAUGACAAUCGUGGCUACACCACGAACAAGCACUGGGUCUCCGGCCCCAAUGCCGUCUUCUCGAAAAUCAUGAUGGCCAUGAUGGAGGGCGAGUUCAAUGACACGUACGACAUCUUCUUCCUAAUGGAGAUGGAUGCCGUCCCCAUCAAGGACCACUGGCUCGACCAGUUCGAGAUGGAGGCCCACGAGAUGGCCGACAAUGGCAUGGCCAUCCGCGGGAGCCAGUACCUGGGCGACAAGUGGGACCUUUUCAAAGCAAUGAUGCCGACGUACUUGGUGGAGCACAUCAACGGCAAUGCCAUGUACAACCUCAAGCACCCUUGGACCAAGGCGGUUUACGAUGCUUUCCACAGCAUGGAUGGCGGCAGCAUGAUGGAAGAGAUGGCCUUCGACGUCGCCUUUGCCAUGAUAACUAUGGAUGCGAUGUCAGGGAACACUAGCCAGUUCGCAGCUGCCUGGGCAGCUGCAGGAGGCAACAGCCAGACCUACAACUGGGAUUCCAUGCUGGUAGGCAACUACGCCAACACCCUUCUGAACACCAGCUUCGAGUUCCCGACUUACAUCCGCCACGGCUCCAGCAAGAACCUGUUCGCGAACUUGGAUGACGAACACGUGACGCUCGGAGUGGCUGUGUUCGAUCACCAGGGGCACUUGAAGGACACCAUCCCCACGCAUCACCCCUUCAAGAAGAUCCUGGCUCUGACCUACUACCCGCAUCCGCAGCAGAUGGACAUGUAUGAGACUCCGGUCGGCAACGUGACCAUGACGACGCAGGCAGCCACUGGCGAUCCCUUUUACCACCUCUGCGAGACUGCCAAACUCGUUGACACGAAGUGGUUCGCUCUCACAGACAACUAUCACAUCAUCAAAGCACCGGUCAGUGUUCUGAUGGACAUGGGCGACAAGCCCGUGCUGCCGUACGUCCUGAGAAACUCCAAGUACUGCGGCGAGCGCCCGAACUGUGAGGCCUCCAUGUUGCAAGCAGAGGGGCUGUUCAGCAUCACCUUGAACUACCACCACGACAAGUACGAGGUGCUGUACAAGACGGACGAUGCCAAGAUGUUCUGCGAUGCAUGGGACCUUGCAACAGGCAGCACAGCAAACGAGUCGUGGGCCAAUUGCAGCUUGUCCUUUGGCCCAACCGGGGAUGACUACAUCGCCUGGAAGAUCAGCGUGGACCAGAACAUCACCGAGGAGUUCACUCCAAAGGACAAGACACGCUACGGCUGGAGAGCCUGGACGAGCCUGUGGAAUCCGGCCCCAGUUGACAGUCGCGCGUGCACGCCGAUGCUCUACGGGCCCAAGGAGUACCUAGAGACGCUUGGCAACAUCUCCCACUGUGCUGUUGACUACGUUGAGAAUGCCGCGGCAUGUGAAUCUGAUACCACAUGCGAGUGGAAGGCCAUGUUCGAGUCCGGCGUGUGCUUCCAGGACCCGAAGAGCGUCGCCACGACGACCACAAUGGCGGGAGUGACCUACAGCACCAUCGAAGUCACGUUGCCGCUCACCGUGGACGAUGCAGCUGCGAUCCUCAACAAUGCUACCGUGCAGGACGCCAUGAAGCAAGGCUUUGCAACGGCGAUGGAGGUGCCUGUGGAGGAUGUGAUGCUGGAAAUUCAGGCCGCUCGGCGGUUGAGUGCUCACACGAGGAAGCUUCAGACCGAGCUGCUGGCCGUCUUCACUGUGAUCAUGCCCAGCCUUGAGGAUGCCAUCGUGAAGCAGGUGGAGAUCGAGACCGUUUCCUUGGAUGCCACCAACCAGGCCAUCGCCAGUGCCGUUGCGAGCGCGGGCUUCUCGGGUGCCUUGGAGGUUACCGGCAAGAUGACCAUGCGAGUUCCGGCUCCGACCACGACCACCACGACCACGACCACGACGACAGAGGCCGGCACCACCACCACUACCGAGGGCGGUGAUGACGGCGAUGCUGGAGACGACGGGGACGAUGGUGACGAUGGCGAUGGCGACGAGGAGCCGCCCAGCUCGGCCAUCGCGGGCAGCGCGUCCGCAGCCGUGCUGGGACUUGCUGUCGCCCUCUUGGAUGCUACUGAGCACAAGCUAGAAUACCUCCCAAGAGCAUUGGCGCGUGCUGGCAUGGUGCAGGAGGGACAUGCAGGACACGAGCACUUGGCCGUCGUCCGGGUCUUCUCGACGGAGGAAGAACUGCAGCUACUGAUGGACAGUGUCCCGAAGUGGGAUAUGGCCGGUGCAAUUCCGUGCACCAACAAAUCGAACAUGAGUGAGAUCGACCUCAUCUUGGUGUACAGCAAGGACCUGGAAACCGACGCUGAAGCCAAAAGCAUGGUGGGUAUGAUUGAGGAUGAUUUCCACAAUGAAUCCUUCGGCUGGAUGAGCUGCUUUUCCAACAUCAAGAACAUGUCGGCCAAGUUGAACCCGGAGCAAGACGUCUAUGACAAUCGUGGCUACACCACGAACAAGCACUGGGUCUCCGGCCCCAAUGCCGUCUUCUCGAAAAUCAUGAUGGCCAUGAUGGAGGGCGAGUUCAAUGAUACGUACGACAUCUUCUUCCUAAUGGAGAUGGAUGCCGUCCCCAUCAAGGACCACUGGCUCGACCAGUUCGAGAUGGAGGCCCACGAGAUGGCCGACAAUGGCAUGGCCAUCCGCGGGAGCCAGUACCUGGGCGACAAGUGGGACCUUUUCAAAGCAAUGAUGCCGACGUACUUGGUGGAGCACAUCAACGGCAAUGCCAUGUACAACCUCAAGCACCCUUGGACCAAGGCGGUGUACGAUGCUUUCCACAGCAUGGAUGGCGGCAGCAUGAUGGAAGAGAUGGCCUUCGACGUCGCCUUUGCCAUGAUAACUAUGGAUGCGAUGUCAGGGAACACUAGCCAGUUCGCAGCUGCCUGGGCAGCUGCAGGAGGCAACAGCCAGACCUACAACUGGGAUUCCAUGCUGGUAGGCAACUACGCCAACACCCUUCUGAACACCAGCUUCGAGUUCCCGACUUACAUCCGCCACGGCUCCAGCAAGAACCUGUUCGCGAACUUGGAUGACGAACACGUGACGCUCGGAGUGGCUGUGUUCGAUCACCAGGGGCACUUGAAGGACACCAUCCCCACUCAUCACCCCUUCAAGAAGAUCCUGGCUCUGACCUACUACCCGCAUCCGCAGCAGAUGGACAUGUAUGAGACUCCGGUCGGCAACGUGACCAUGACGACGCAGGCAGCCACUGGCGAUCCCUUUUACCACCUCUGCGAGACUGCCAAACUCGUUGACACGAAGUGGUUCGCUCUCACAGACAACUAUCACAUCAUCAAAGCACCGGUCAGUGUUCUGAUGGACAUGGGCGACAAGCCCGUGCUGCCGUACGUCCUGAGAAACUCCAAGUACUGCGGCGAGCGCCCGAACUGUGAGGCCUCCAUGUUGCAAGCAGAGGGGCUGUUCAGCAUCACCUUGAACUACCACCACGACAAGUACGAGGUGCUGUACAAGACGGACGAUGCCAAGAUGUUCUGCGAUGCAUGGGACCUUGCAACAGGCAGCACAGCAAACGAGUCGUGGGCAAAUUGCAGCUUGUCCUUUGGCCCAACCGGGGAUGACUACAUCGCCUGGAAGAUCAGCGUGGACCAGAACAUCACCGAGGAGUUCACUCCAAAGGACAAGACACGCUACGGCUGGAGAGCCUGGACGAGCCUGUGGAAUCCGGCCCCAGUUGACAGUCGCGCGUGCACGCCGAUGCUCUACGGGCCCAAGGAGUACCUAGAGACGCUUGGCAACAUCUCCCACUGUGCUGUUGACUACGUUGAGAAUGCCGCGGCAUGUGAAUCUGAUACCACAUGCGAGUGGAAGGCCAUGUUCGAGUCCGGCGUGUGCUUCCAGGACCCGAAGAGCGUCGCCACGACGACCACAAUGGCGGGAGUGACCUACAGCACCAUCGAAGUCACGUUGCCGCUCACCGUGGACGAUGCAGCUGCGAUCCUCAACAAUGCUACCGUGCAGGACGCCAUGAAGCAAGGCUUUGCAACGGCGAUGGAGGUGCCUGUGGAGGAUGUGAUGCUGGAAAUUCAGGCCGCUCGGCGGUUGAGUGCUCACACGAGGAAGCUUCAGACCGAGCUGCUGGCCGUCUUCACUGUGAUCAUGCCCAGCCUUGAGGAUGCCAUCGUGAAGCAGGUGGAGAUCGAGACCGUUUCCUUGGAUGCCACCAACCAGGCCAUCGCCAGUGCCGUUGCGAGCGCGGGCUUCUCGGGUGCCUUGGAGGUUACCGGCAAGAUGACCAUGCGAGUUCCGGCUCCGACCACGACCACCACGACCACGACCACGACGACAGAGGCCGGCACCACCACCACUACCGAGGGCGGUGAUGACGGCGAUGCUGGAGACGACGGGGACGAUGGUGACGAUGGCGAUGGCGACGAGGAGCCGCCCAGCUCGGCCAUCGCGGGCAGCGCGUCCGCAGCCGUGCUGGGACUUGCUGUCGCCCUCUUGGAUGCUACUGAGCACAAGCUAGAAUACCUCCCAAGAGCAUUGGCGCGUGCUGGCAUGGUGCAGGAGGGUGUUGGUUUCGCGAUUCUCAUGAAGUUCGGCCAGCGCGGUGGUGUUGGGUGCAGCAAUAGCAUGAAGCGUCCUUCGAUGACGGGUGCCAGGUGCGCAGCAGUGAGCAACGAGACACCAGAGAAGGGUAGCAACUUCAAUAGACAUGCAGGACACGAACACCUCGCUGUCGUCCGGGUCUUCUCGACGGAGGAAGAGCUGCAGCUACUGAUGGACAGUGUACCGAAGUGGGAUAUGGCCGGUGCAAUUCCGUGCACCAACAAAUCGAACAUGAGUGAGAUCGACCUCAUCUUGGUGUACAGCAAGGACCUGGAAACCGACGCUGAAGCCAAAAGCACGGUGGGUAUGAUUGAGGAUGAUUUCCACAAUGAAUCCUUCGGCUGGAUGAGCUGCUUUUCCAACAUCAAGAACAUGUCGGCCAAGUUGAACCCGGAGCAAGACGUCUAUGACAAUCGUGGCUACACCACGAACAAGCACUGGGUCUCCGGCCCCAAUGCCGUCUUCUCGAAAAUCAUGAUGGCCAUGAUGGAGGGCGAGUUCAAUGACACGUACGACAUCUUCUUCCUAAUGGAGAUGGAUGCCGUCCCCAUCAAGGACCACUGGCUCGACCAGUUCGAGAUGGAGGCCCACGAGAUGGCCGACAAUGGCAUGGCCAUCCGCGGGAGCCAGUACCUGGGCGACAAGUGGGACCUUUUCAAAGCAAUGAUGCCGACAUACUUGGUGGAGCACAUCAACGGCAAUGCCAUGUACAACCUCAAGCACCCUUGGACCAAGUCGGUUUACGAUGCUUUCCACAGCAUGGAUGGCGGCAGCAUGAUGGAAGAGAUGGCCUUCGACGUCGCCUUUGCCAUGAUAACUAUGGAUGCGAUGUCAGGGAACACUAGCCAGUUCGCAGCUGCCUGGGCAGCUGCAGGAGGCAACAGCCAGACCUACAACUGGGAUUCCAUGCUGGUAGGCAACUACGCCAACACCCUUCUGAACACCAGCUUCGAGUUCCCGACUUACAUCCGCCACGGCUCCAGCAAGAACCUGUUCGCGAACUUGGAUGACGAACACGUGACGCUCGGAGUGGCUGUGUUCGAUCACCAGGGGCACUUGAAGGACACCAUCCCCACGCAUCACCCCUUCAAGAAGAUCCUGGCUCUGACCUACUACCCGCAUCCGCAGCAGAUGGACAUGUAUGAGACUCCGGUCGGCAACGUGACCAUGACGACGCAGGCAGCCACUGGCGAUCCCUUUUACCACCUCUGCGAGACUGCCAAACUCGUUGACACGAAGUGGUUCGCUCUCACAGACAACUAUCACAUCAUCAAAGCACCGGUCAGUGUUCUGAUGGACAUGGGCGACAAGCCCGUGCUGCCGUACGUCCUGAGAAACUCCAAGUACUGCGGCGAGCGCCCGAACUGUGAGGCCUCCAUGUUGCAAGCAGAGGGACUGUUCAGCAUCACCUUGAACUACCACCACGACAAGUACGAGGUGCUGUACAAGACGGACGAUGCCAAGAUGUUCUGCGAUGCAUGGGACCUUGCAACAGGCAGCACAGCAAACGAGUCGUGGGCCAAUUGCAGCUUGUCCUUUGGCCCAACCGGGGAUGACUACAUCGCCUGGAAGAUCAGCGUGGACCAGAACAUCACCGAGGAGUUCACUCCAAAGGACAAGACACGCUACGGCUGGAGAGCCUGGACGAGCCUGUGGAAUCCGGCCCCAGUUGACAGUCGCGCGUGCACGCCGAUGCUCUACGGGCCCAAGGAGUACCUAGAGACGCUUGGCAACAUCUCCCACUGUGCUGUUGACUACGUUGAGAAUGCCGCGGCAUGUGAAUCUGAUACCACAUGCGAGUGGAAGGCCAUGUUCGAGUCCGGCGUGUGCUUCCAGGACCCGAAGAGCGUCGCCACGACGACCACAAUGGCGGGAGUGACCUACAGCACCAUCGAAGUCACGUUGCCGCUCACCGUGGACGAUGCAGCUGCGAUCCUCAACAAUGCUACCGUGCAGGACGCCAUGAAGCAAGGCUUUGCAACGGCGAUGGAGGUGCCUGUGGAGGAUGUGAUGCUGGAAAUUCAGGCCGCUCGGCGGUUGAGUGCUCACACGAGGAAGCUUCAGACCGAGCUGCUGGCCGUCUUCACUGUGAUCAUGCCCAGCCUUGAGGAUGCCAUCGUGAAGCAGGUGGAGAUCGAGACCGUUUCCUUGGAUGCCACCAACCAGGCCAUCGCCAGUGCCGUUGCGAGCGCGGGCUUCUCGGGUGCCUUGGAGGUUACCGGCAAGAUGACCAUGCGAGUUCCGGCUCCGACCACGACCACCACGACCACGACCACGACGACAGAGGCCGGCACCACCACCACUACCGAGGGCGGUGAUGACGGCGAUGCUGGAGACGACGGGGACGAUGGUGACGAUGGCGAUGGCGACGAGGAGCCGCCCAGCUCGGCCAUCGCGGGCAGCGCGUCCGCAGCCGUGCUGGGACUUGCUGUCGCCCUCUUGUUUGUGGCUGCCAUGACGCUGCUGGCCUUGGUGCUGACAGCUUUGUCAGUGGUCCCGAGCCGGGCUGGAGGACAUGCAGGACACGAACACCUCGCUGUCGUCCGGGUCUUCUCGACGGAGGAAGAGCUGCAGCUACUGAUGGACAGUGUACCGAAGUGGGAUAUGGCCGGUGCAAUUCCGUGCACCAACAAAUCGAACAUGAGUGAGAUCGACCUCAUCUUGGUGUACAGCAAGGACCUGGAAACCGACGCUGAAGCCAAAAGCACGGUGGGUAUGAUUGAGGAUGAUUUCCACAAUGAAUCCUUCGGCUGGAUGAGCUGCUUUUCCAACAUCAAGAACAUGUCGGCCAAGUUGAACCCGGAGCAAGACGUCUAUGACAAUCGUGGCUACACCACGAACAAGCACUGGGUCUCCGGCCCCAAUGCCGUCUUCUCGAAAAUCAUGAUGGCCAUGAUGGAGGGCGAGUUCAAUGACACGUACGACAUCUUCUUCCUAAUGGAGAUGGAUGCCGUCCCCAUCAAGGACCACUGGCUCGACCAGUUCGAGAUGGAGGCCCACGAGAUGGCCGACAAUGGCAUGGCCAUCCGCGGGAGCCAGUACCUGGGCGACAAGUGGGACCUUUUCAAAGCAAUGAUGCCGACAUACUUGGUGGAGCACAUCAACGGCAAUGCCAUGUACAACCUCAAGCACCCUUGGACCAAGUCGGUUUACGAUGCUUUCCACAGCAUGGAUGGCGGCAGCAUGAUGGAAGAGAUGGCCUUCGACGUCGCCUUUGCCAUGAUAACUAUGGAUGCGAUGUCAGGGAACACUAGCCAGUUCGCAGCUGCCUGGGCAGCUGCAGGAGGCAACAGCCAGACCUACAACUGGGAUUCCAUGCUGGUAGGCAACUACGCCAACACCCUUCUGAACACCAGCUUCGAGUUCCCGACUUACAUCCGCCACGGCUCCAGCAAGAACCUGUUCGCGAACUUGGAUGACGAACACGUGACGCUCGGAGUGGCUGUGUUCGAUCACCAGGGGCACUUGAAGGACACCAUCCCCACGCAUCACCCCUUCAAGAAGAUCCUGGCUCUGACCUACUACCCGCAUCCGCAGCAGAUGGACAUGUAUGAGACUCCGGUCGGCAACGUGACCAUGACGACGCAGGCAGCCACUGGCGAUCCCUUUUACCACCUCUGCGAGACUGCCAAACUCGUUGACACGAAGUGGUUCGCUCUCACAGACAACUAUCACAUCAUCAAAGCACCGGUCAGUGUUCUGAUGGACAUGGGCGACAAGCCCGUGCUGCCGUACGUCCUGAGAAACUCCAAGUACUGCGGCGAGCGCCCGAACUGUGAGGCCUCCAUGUUGCAAGCAGAGGGGCUGUUCAGCAUCACCUUGAACUACCACCACGACAAGUACGAGGUGCUGUACAAGACGGACGAUGCCAAGAUGUUCUGCGAUGCAUGGGACCUUGCAACAGGCAGCACAGCAAACGAGUCGUGGGCCAAUUGCAGCUUGUCCUUUGGCCCAACCGGGGAUGACUACAUCGCCUGGAAGAUCAGCGUGGACCAGAACAUCACCGAGGAGUUCACUCCAAAGGACAAGACACGCUACGGCUGGAGAGCCUGGACGAGCCUGUGGAAUCCGGCCCCAGUUGACAGUCGCGCGUGCACGCCGAUGCUCUACGGGCCCAAGGAGUACCUAGAGACGCUUGGCAACAUCUCCCACUGUGCUGUUGACUACGUUGAGAAUGCCGCGGCAUGUGAAUCUGAUACCACAUGCGAGUGGAAGGCCAUGUUCGAGUCCGGCGUGUGCUUCCAGGACCCGAAGAGCGUCGCCACGACGACCACAAUGGCGGGAGUGACCUACAGCACCAUCGAAGUCACGUUGCCGCUCACCGUGGACGAUGCAGCUGCGAUCCUCAACAAUGCUACCGUGCAGGACGCCAUGAAGCAAGGCUUUGCAACGGCGAUGGAGGUGCCUGUGGAGGAUGUGAUGCUGGAAAUUCAGGCCGCUCGGCGGUUGAGUGCUCACACGAGGAAGCUUCAGACCGAGCUGCUGGCCGUCUUCACUGUGAUCAUGCCCAGCCUUGAGGAUGCCAUCGUGAAGCAGGUGGAGAUCGAGACCGUUUCCUUGGAUGCCACCAACCAGGCCAUCGCCAGUGCCGUUGCGAGCGCGGGCUUCUCGGGUGCCUUGGAGGUUACCGGCAAGAUGACCAUGCGAGUUCCGGCUCCGACCACGACCACCACGACCACGACCACGACGACAGAGGCCGGCACCACCACCACUACCGAGGGCGGUGAUGACGGCGAUGCUGGAGACGACGGGGACGAUGGUGACGAUGGCGAUGGCGACGAGGAGCCGCCCAGCUCGGCCAUCGCGGGCAGCGCGUCCGCAGCCGUGCUGGGUGUUGGUUUCGCGAUUCUCAUGAAGUUCGGCCAGCGCGGUGGUGUUGGGUGCAGCAAUAGCAUGAAGCGUCCUUCGAUGACGGGUGCCAGGUGCGCAGCAGUGAGCAACGAGACACCAGAGAAGGGUAGCAACUUCAAUAGACAUGCAGGACACGAACACCUCGCUGUCGUCCGGGUCUUCUCGACGGAGGAAGAGCUGCAGCUACUGAUGGACAGUGUACCGAAGUGGGAUAUGGCCGGUGCAAUUCCGUGCACCAACAAAUCGAACAUGAGUGAGAUCGACCUCAUCUUGGUGUACAGCAAGGACCUGGAAACCGACGCUGAAGCCAAAAGCACGGUGGGUAUGAUUGAGGAUGAUUUCCACAAUGAAUCCUUCGGCUGGAUGAGCUGCUUUUCCAACAUCAAGAACAUGUCGGCCAAGUUGAACCCGGAGCAAGACGUCUAUGACAAUCGUGGCUACACCACGAACAAGCACUGGGUCUCCGGCCCCAAUGCCGUCUUCUCGAAAAUCAUGAUGGCCAUGAUGGAGGGCGAGUUCAAUGACACGUACGACAUCUUCUUCCUAAUGGAGAUGGAUGCCGUCCCCAUCAAGGACCACUGGCUCGACCAGUUCGAGAUGGAGGCCCACGAGAUGGCCGACAAUGGCAUGGCCAUCCGCGGGAGCCAGUACCUGGGCGACAAGUGGGACCUUUUCAAAGCAAUGAUGCCGACAUACUUGGUGGAGCACAUCAACGGCAAUGCCAUGUACAACCUCAAGCACCCUUGGACCAAGUCGGUUUACGAUGCUUUCCACAGCAUGGAUGGCGGCAGCAUGAUGGAAGAGAUGGCCUUCGACGUCGCCUUUGCCAUGAUAACUAUGGAUGCGAUGUCAGGGAACACUAGCCAGUUCGCAGCUGCCUGGGCAGCUGCAGGAGGCAACAGCCAGACCUACAACUGGGAUUCCAUGCUGGUAGGCAACUACGCCAACACCCUUCUGAACACCAGCUUCGAGUUCCCGACUUACAUCCGCCACGGCUCCAGCAAGAACCUGUUCGCGAACUUGGAUGACGAACACGUGACGCUCGGAGUGGCUGUGUUCGAUCACCAGGGGCACUUGAAGGACACCAUCCCCACGCAUCACCCCUUCAAGAAGAUCCUGGCUCUGACCUACUACCCGCAUCCGCAGCAGAUGGACAUGUAUGAGACUCCGGUCGGCAACGUGACCAUGACGACGCAGGCAGCCACUGGCGAUCCCUUUUACCACCUCUGCGAGACUGCCAAACUCGUUGACACGAAGUGGUUCGCUCUCACAGACAACUAUCACAUCAUCAAAGCACCGGUCAGUGUUCUGAUGGACAUGGGCGACAAGCCCGUGCUGCCGUACGUCCUGAGAAACUCCAAGUACUGCGGCGAGCGCCCGAACUGUGAGGCCUCCAUGUUGCAAGCAGAGGGACUGUUCAGCAUCACCUUGAACUACCACCACGACAAGUACGAGGUGCUGUACAAGACGGACGAUGCCAAGAUGUUCUGCGAUGCAUGGGACCUUGCAACAGGCAGCACAGCAAACGAGUCGUGGGCCAAUUGCAGCUUGUCCUUUGGCCCAACCGGGGAUGACUACAUCGCCUGGAAGAUCAGCGUGGACCAGAACAUCACCGAGGAGUUCACUCCAAAGGACAAGACACGCUACGGCUGGAGAGCCUGGACGAGCCUGUGGAAUCCGGCCCCAGUUGACAGUCGCGCGUGCACGCCGAUGCUCUACGGGCCCAAGGAGUACCUAGAGACGCUUGGCAACAUCUCCCACUGUGCUGUUGACUACGUUGAGAAUGCCGCGGCAUGUGAAUCUGAUACCACAUGCGAGUGGAAGGCCAUGUUCGAGUCCGGCGUGUGCUUCCAGGACCCGAAGAGCGUCGCCACGACGACCACAAUGGCGGGAGUGACCUACAGCACCAUCGAAGUCACGUUGCCGCUCACCGUGGACGAUGCAGCUGCGAUCCUCAACAAUGCUACCGUGCAGGACGCCAUGAAGCAAGGCUUUGCAACGGCGAUGGAGGUGCCUGUGGAGGAUGUGAUGCUGGAAAUUCAGGCCGCUCGGCGGUUGAGUGCUCACACGAGGAAGCUUCAGACCGAGCUGCUGGCCGUCUUCACUGUGAUCAUGCCCAGCCUUGAGGAUGCCAUCGUGAAGCAGGUGGAGAUCGAGACCGUUUCCUUGGAUGCCACCAACCAGGCCAUCGCCAGUGCCGUUGCGAGCGCGGGCUUCUCGGGUGCCUUGGAGGUUACCGGCAAGAUGACCAUGCGAGUUCCGGCUCCGACCACGACCACCACGACCACGACCACGACGACAGAGGCCGGCAACACCACCACUACCGAGGGCGGUGAUGACGGCGAUGCUGGAGACGACGGGGACGAUGGUGACGAUGGCGAUGGCGACGAGCAGCCGCCCAGCUCGGCCAUCGCGGGCAGCGCGUCCGCUGCCGUGCUGGGACUUGCUGUCGCCCUCUUGGCGCAGGAGGGUGCCGAACAAGACGCACCUGCACGACUCGCGCGAGAAGACUUUCCAUUGCAGAGGGAUGCCGAUGCCCCCGCUCGCGAGACAGAGCUUGCAACGUCACCCGAAAACAACCAACAUUUCGUCACAGGACAUGCAGGACACGAACACCUCGCUGUCGUCCGGGUCUUCUCGACGGAGGAAGAGCUGCAGCUACUGAUGGACAGUGUACCGAAGUGGGAUAUGGCCGGUGCAAUUCCGUGCACCAACAAAUCGAACGUGAGUGAGAUCGACCUCAUCUUGGUGUACAGCAAGGACCUGGAAACCGACGCUGAAGCCAAAAGCACGGUGGGUAUGAUUGAGGAUGAUUUCCACAAUGAAUCCUUCGGCUGGAUGAGCUGCUUUUCCAACAUCAAGAACAUGUCGGCCAAGUUGAACCCGGAGCAAGACGUCUAUGACAAUCGUGGCUACACCACGAACAAGCACUGGGUCUCCGGCCCCAAUGCCGUCUUCUCGAAAAUCAUGAUGGCCAUGAUGGAGGGCGAGUUCAAUGAUACGUACGACAUCUUCUUCCUAAUGGAGAUGGAUGCCGUCCCCAUCAAGGACCACUGGCUCGACCAGUUCGAGAUGGAGGCCCACGAGAUGGCCGACAAUGGCAUGGCCAUCCGCGGGAGCCAGUACCUGGGCGACAAGUGGGACCUUUUCAAAGCAAUGAUGCCGACAUACUUGGUGGAGCACAUCAACGGCAAUGCCAUGUACAACCUCAAGCACCCUUGGACCAAGGCGGUGUACGAUGCUUUCCACAGCAUGGAUGGCGGCAGCAUGAUGGAAGAGAUGGCCUUCGACGUCGCCUUUGCCAUGAUAACUAUGGAUGCGAUGUCAGGGAACACUAGCCAGUUCGCAGCUGCCUGGGCAGCUGCAGGAGGCAACAGCCAGACCUACAACUGGGAUUCCAUGCUGGUAGGCAACUACGCCAACACCCUUCUGAACACCAGCUUCGAGUUCCCGACUUACAUCCGCCACGGCUCCAGCAAGAACCUGUUCGCGAACUUGGAUGACGAACACGUGACGCUCGGAGUGGCUGUGUUCGAUCACCAGGGGCACUUGAAGGACACCAUCCCCACGCAUCACCCCUUCAAGAAGAUCCUGGCUCUGACCUACUACCCGCAUCCGCAGCAGAUGGACAUGUAUGAGACUCCGGUCGGCAACGUGACCAUGACGACGCAGGCAGCCACUGGCGAUCCCUUUUACCACCUCUGCGAGACUGCCAAACUCGUUGACACGAAGUGGUUCGCUCUCACAGACAACUAUCACAUCAUCAAAGCACCGGUCAGUGUUCUGAUGGACAUGGGCGACAAGCCCGUGCUGCCGUACGUCCUGAGAAACUCCAAGUACUGCGGCGAGCGCCCGAACUGUGAGGCCUCCAUGUUGCAAGCAGAGGGGCUGUUCAGCAUCACCUUGAACUACCACCACGACAAGUACGAGGUGCUGUACAAGACGGACGAUGCCAAGAUGUUCUGCGAUGCAUGGGACCUUGCAACAGGCAGCACAGCAAACGAGUCGUGGGCCAAUUGCAGCUUGUCCUUUGGCCCAACCGGGGAUGACUACAUCGCCUGGAAGAUCAGCGUGGACCAGAACAUCACCGAGGAGUUCACUCCAAAGGACAAGACACGCUACGGCUGGAGAGCCUGGACGAGCCUGUGGAAUCCGGCCCCAGUUGACAGUCGCGCGUGCACGCCGAUGCUCUACGGGCCCAAGGAGUACCUAGAGACGCUUGGCAACAUCUCCCACUGUGCUGUUGACUACGUUGAGAAUGCCGCGGCAUGUGAAUCUGAUACCACAUGCGAGUGGAAGGCCAUGUUCGAGUCCGGCGUGUGCUUCCAGGACCCGAAGAGCGUCGCCACGACGACCACAAUGGCGGGAGUGACCUACAGCACCAUCGAAGUCACGUUGCCGCUCACCGUGGACGAUGCAGCUGCGAUCCUCAACAAUGCUACCGUGCAGGACGCCAUGAAGCAAGGCUUUGCAACGGCGAUGGAGGUGCCUGUGGAGGAUGUGAUGCUGGAAAUUCAGGCCGCUCGGCGGUUGAGUGCUCACACGAGGAAGCUUCAGACCGAGCUGCUGGCCGUCUUCACUGUGAUCAUGCCCAGCCUUGAGGAUGCCAUCGUGAAGCAGGUGGAGAUCGAGACCGUUUCCUUGGAUGCCACCAACCAGGCCAUCGCCAGUGCCGUUGCGAGCGCGGGCUUCUCGGGUGCCUUGGAGGUUACCGGCAAGAUGACCAUGCGAGUUCCAGCUCCGACCACGACCACCACGACCACGACCACGACGACAGAGGCCGGCAACACCACCACUACCGAGGGCGGUGAUGACGGCGAUGCUGGAGACGACGGGGACGAUGGUGACGAUGGCGAUGGCGACGAGCAGCCGCCCAGCUCGGCCAUCGCGGGCAGCGCGUCCGCUGCCGUGCUGGGACUUGCUGUCGCCCUCUUGGCCUGA